Molecule: messenger RNA, 558 nt
Organism: Laccaria bicolor S238N-H82
Lineage: Eukaryota; Fungi; Basidiomycota; Agaricomycetes; Agaricales; Hydnangiaceae
Exons: 5
Coding region: 37-507 (156 amino acids)
Source: RefSeq, a predicted model, not a curated record
CAGCACCCACUCACCCAGACGGAAGCCCGCGUAUAUAUGACCCCACCACCACCAAAACGCGUCCCAUGGUCUCAACACACCUUGCGACAACUCAAACUUGUUCUUCCCGGCGCUGCGAUCACUUACUACCUCGGCACUUUCCAUGAGUUCUUGUGGAUUUUCAACGGGGCAGGAGGAUCCUUGGGAAGAACAGCAGCGCUGGGUGCUGCUAUACUCGGAUUCACGACCAUUGUGCUGUUUAUUUACGUUCUUAUGAUGCCUUUGAUAACUGGAGAAGAACCUAAUUAUCAAUCGUGGCGGGAGUCGGGCGUGUUGUCCUCUGUCAUUCCUCUCUUAACAGCUUCGAUUGUCUUUGGCUGGCUUUUGACAGUGAUAACCCUCGGACAAUGGUCAAGUUUGGGCUACGUCAAGGGCGUUAUUGGGGUGUCAGCGGUGUAUGCUUUGACGUUUGGAUUGCUCGGUCUGGUUCCUGUGCCGAAACCUGCUGGAGUAAAGAGGAAAGCUUGAUGUAGAAUAAACUCAUUUAAUUUUUGCAUUUAAUCUAUCUGAUUCACGUGA